Herpailurus yagouaroundi (jaguarundi) is the source of this 3734-nucleotide messenger RNA. It is a transcript of the gene C2CD2, whose product is annotated as C2 calcium dependent domain containing 2. The record is from RefSeq and is a predicted model, not a curated record. NCBI's taxonomy places the organism in Eukaryota, Metazoa, Chordata, Mammalia, Carnivora, Felidae.
CUAGGCUCGCCGCCCGCGGGCCCUGCACCCCGGCCGGGGGGCUGCCCUGGGAAGUUGGGGCCAGGCGCGCCGGGUAUGCGCCAUCACCAUGUCCCGCCUGGGCUGGUGGCUCGGUGAGGUCCAGUGGCUGCUCUUGGUGUCGCUCUUCGUCGUGGCCCUGGGCACGGUGGGCCUGUACCUGGCGCAGUGGGCGCUGGCCAGGGCGCGACCCCGGCCCCCGCGGCGGGCUGCCGAGCCUGGCGAGGGCCGGCGCCCCGAGUCGGACGCGCUGCUCGCCUGGAUCCUGACGCUGAACAGCUGGAGGAACCAGUGGCAGGCCGCCUGGGUGACCGCCCUGAAUGAUGAGGCCGAACGGAAAGGGUGUCACUCUUGGUCCUCGGGAAUUGUUAAGAAACAGCCCCGGGAGAACUCCAUCACUUGCUCGAUGGCACUGUGCUUGCCAGGAGAGCUUUGGGGGUGCAUUUUGGCUCAGGGCCCGCUGCUCCUGUCCUUCGAGGAGGACCCGCUGUGGCAGCCCCUGGGGCUGGAGGUGCACCGGGUCUCCAGCGUGGCCAGGUCAGCCCAGGAGAAGGUGGUGUCCUGUCACGUGGUGGGCGAGGCCAUGCAGUUCCUGGUCAGUGCGGGGCCCGCAUCCCCAGGAGACACAGGGCGCCAGCGGUACGGUGUCAGGCUGUCCCCGGUUCAUUUACAGCUGGAGCUCCACAUGAAGGACAAGAGAGACGACAUCCAGAUCAAGUGGUCCUUCGUCAGCACUCCAGAAACGGCCGUUACCGUCCAGCCCAAAGCACCGGUGGAGGAGCGGGCGGCUGAGACGAAAGCAGUGUCUGAAACCCUCAAGGAUAUCUUGAAGCACCUGGUUGGUUCUGCCUCGCCGUCGGUGGUUCUGAGGACCAAGCCUGUGGAUGUGAGGGAAGUUCAGAACCUGCAGCACACUGCACCCAGCCCUCAGGAAUCCUGCCCUCCCAAACCUCCAAGGGCCCACGAACUCAAGCUGUCGGUGAAUAACAUCCGGGCCUCGCUGCUGCACGAUCCUAGUGCUUCAGGCUACGUGAACCCACAGUGUGUAGUUCGGCUGAAUGAUCCCGUUCAGAAGUUCAGCGCCCUCGCGAAAAACGCUACGGACCUCACCUGGGAAGAAGAAUUCACCUUCGAGUUGAAUGCCAAGUCGAAGGAGCUGUACUUGGAGAUUUCAGAGGAAGAACAAUCAUCAGGAGCUCUGUCGGCGGUGACGACCAUUCCCUUAGAUUUAUUCAAGAAGCAGCCUGCGGGGCCACAGAGCUUUACGCUGACCAGCGGCCCCUCCUUCGGCAGCUCGGUGCUGGGUUCGGUCACCGCAGAGUUCUCUUACGUAGAGCCCGGCGAAGCGAAAUCCUGGCAGACCGCUCCGCCCGCUCCUGCCGCGAAGGUGGAAAAAGACCGCAUGGUGAUGCCCUGUGGGACCGUGGUCACUACUGUCACUGCCGUGAAAACCAAGCCGCGUGUCGACACGGGGAGGGCGUCCCCGCUGAGCUCGGAGUCUCCCCUGAAGACACCUGUCAAGGUGAAGGUCAUUGAGAAGGACAUCUCUGUCCAAGCCGUCUCCUGUCACGGCGCCCCUGUCAGUAAGACGUUCUCUUCUUCGGACACAGAGCUCCUGGUUCUGAAUGGCUCGGACCCCGUGGCAGAAGUCGCCAUCCGCCAGCUCAGCGAGUCUUCGAAGCUGAGGGUCAAGUCUCCGCGGAAGAAAAGCACCAUCAUCAUAUCAGGGAUCUCCAAGACCUCGCUAUCUCAGGACAAUGCCGCUGCCCUCAUGCUGGACUACGCGGCCUCCGUGGACGGCACCCCCCAGGAGGACCCCCCGUCCCUUCCGGGGGCGGCCGCUGUCUCUGCCCCGCAGGAGGAAGAGGCCCCGGCCCCGCCGGCCCCGGAGCCCCCGGAGCGCGAGCUAGGCUCCUGGGACUUGGACCAGGAGUCACAGGCCCCGGCGUGGGACAGCCAGGCCCCGCUGGACCCCGAUGGGGACGAGCUGUCGGAGAGCUCCCUGAGUGUCUCAGAGCCGGAUGCUGCCAAGAAGCAUAAAGGAGGGAUUUUAAGGAAGGGCGCAAAGCUGUUCUUCCGCCGGCGACAUCAACAGAAGGACCCUGGCAUGAGCCAGUCGCACAACGACCUCGUGUUCCUGCAGCAGCCGGAGGGGGCCCGGAGGAAGGGGGCGACGCUCACCAGGAUCCUCAACAAGAAGCUCCUCUCCAGGCACAGGAGCAAGAGCGCCAUGAACGGGGCCCCGGCGGACCCCGCGGCCGGCGGCCUCCCCCACCAGGACGCGGGAAGACGCGUGCCCCCCUAAGCACCGCCGGGACGCAGCAAGGGAGCUGCAAGCUGUCAGCCGGCCGCCCCGCCCGGCCGGGUCGUACUGCCAUCCUGUAAAGGGGGACGAAGAUCUGCUCUCCAGCCAGGAGGCUUUCCCCAGAGAAAACCCCCCAAGUCAGAUGCCACAGGGCUGCGCUCAGGUCAAAGAGCUGAAGUCAAACGUUAGGAGACUUGCAUAAUGGACUGGAGAACCUCCAAUAAUGGACGGUGACGGGGCCGGUGAGGGGGACUCCACCUCACCCACUCUGUGCUCCGACGCGUGUUAUCUUGGGUCCGUGCCGGGACCGCGUCGCAAAGAGGAGGUGCCCCUCUGUGCUGUCACUGUGACUGGAACGGAUGGGUCACCUGUCCUGACUGGCUGCUCAGAGUAACACAGUGCGGCUGGCCCCGGGUGCGGAGAGGUGGGACGGAGGCGGGAUUGGGGGUCAGUAGAGACAUCGUGGUGGUGAUGGAGACACUGUGACAAAGGUAGGAGCAUAGUUGCCUUUGAUAUUAGCCAUAUAACUUGAAAAGUUUGCAAACACUAGAUCUCUCCUGUGCACCCCUGUGUUUCCUUCGCAAAUGUGAGUUCCCACGUGGUCUUUCCAGUCUCCUCUGUGGUUUCAGAAGCGCUCAGGAUUCCCAUGGGGCCGUCAACUCCUGGCUUUUUUUCCCACUGCCCUGCUGGGGUACUUGCCACACGGGAGUGCAGGGAGGGGCCUCUGGAAUGAAGUCGGGGCAGUAAGUGACCGCUAACGGAACACGGUGACCACCCACACCGGGUUUUUUUUUUUUUCUUUAGUCCAAGGUUUGUUUGCCAAAUGUUGCCAAUAGCUGAAACAAAGUACUUCUGGGACAAAAGAGAAAAAUCAUUCUAGGUCUCAGGUGCGAGGCUUAGGGAUGGAAGUUAAGUUGAAUAGUAACAAAUGGGCCAAACUUGCCUCGCAUGCUUCCGGGAGCUCUCCAGAAUUCUGUGAACAGUGCUUGACGCGUGUUGGAGGGGAUGCACGCCUGCUUUGAUUUCCAGUGGGAAGAAAAGAUCAGCGUGGCCCACGGUGUCCGUAUCCCCGUGUGCCUUUCAGACCACGUUCCUCGCCCGUGUGUCUCUCCACAGGCCUGCACGCUGGCCUGUGCCUCCUGAAUGCACGCUUCGCGGGGACGAGCUUGUUAGGGCCGUGGUCAUCUGUGUGGAAGGCUUUGAUGGUUCAGUAAGAUUCACUUUGUUCCAAUAAGAUUUAAAAGGCCAUUUAUGAAGCCUUGACUUCUGUCACAGAUAGGAAAUUGGGGGGACUCCUUCCUACAAACAUUUUUGUUUCUCCUGACACUGGUGUUUCAGGGGUAAGAGAGCUACUGACACACAGAAACCUCUUCGAAAACCAAAAUUAUAGAACUUCCCCCUCCCCCCCUUU